Messenger RNA from Eutrema salsugineum, 495 nucleotides. Its product is annotated as defensin-like protein 1. The record is from RefSeq and is a predicted model, not a curated record. Lineage: Eukaryota; Viridiplantae; Streptophyta; Magnoliopsida; Brassicales; Brassicaceae. Gene Ontology annotation, biological process: defense response. Bases 101 to 346 code for a protein of 81 amino acids. The transcript has 2 exons.
UUUCCAUCAAUCUCUCUCUCACUCGUUCUCAUUAACAUUUAUAAUCUCUCACUUCAUAGCAAUUUUUUUAUAUAUAUAAUCUCUCUUUCCCUCUCCAAAAAUGAAGCUCUCUCUCCGUUUGGUCUCAGCUGUUCUCAUCUCUUCCAUGCUUCUCGUUGCCACUGCCACAGAGAUAAGUCCCGAGGCCGUGGCGCCAAGAACUUGUGAGACACUGAGCGGACGUUACAAAGGGUUAUGCUGGAGCUCAAACAGCUGUGCGCUCAUCUGCCGUGAAUUCGAGCAAUUCGAAGGAGGGCACUGCCGUGGAUUUAUCCGUCAAUGUUACUGCACCACAAAAUGUUGUUGAUGGGAUCUUAAUCAUGAUGAUAAUACUCUAAAAAUAUUCUAUCUAUUUCUAUCUAUUAUAAUUAUGAUAUUAUGUUUAAUUUCUCGUGGAUAUAUCCUGAAAUGAAGACACAUGUGUUGACUGUAUUCUUUCUCUGCUAUCUUCCUAUU